This is a messenger RNA of Nematolebias whitei (Rio pearlfish), 1365 nucleotides long. It is a transcript of the gene marchf4b, whose product is annotated as membrane associated ring-CH-type finger 4. The coding region runs from base 69 to 1220 and encodes 383 amino acids. Gene Ontology annotation, molecular function: ubiquitin-protein transferase activity; zinc ion binding. The transcript has 4 exons. Gene Ontology annotation, biological process: protein ubiquitination. Lineage: Eukaryota; Metazoa; Chordata; Actinopteri; Cyprinodontiformes; Rivulidae. The record is from RefSeq and is a predicted model, not a curated record.
GGUGUUUUCUUAUGACAGCGCACGAGCACCUUGGUGUGGUGCUGUGAUCUGUGGCCGGAUCCAGCCCGAUGCUGCGCAGCCGGGGCAUGCUGAAGAGCCGCUGCUGCGUCCUGCUUGGUGACCUGAGGGUGCUCCUUCUCGGGCCACCGGCGCCGCUGACCCCCAUGAGCGGACAAGCGUCGGAUGAGGCGAGCGCCCCCGUCCCGGACAACAACAACACGUUGGCGCGGAGCCACGCGGGGGCCGGAGCCGCCGGGGCCCCGGGCGGAGAGCGGCCGGUGGCGGGCUGGGUGGACGCGGCGGAGCUGUCGGCGGCGCUGCGCGGCUGCAGCAGCUCCUCCGAUGACUGCUCGAAGGGCAAGCUGGAGGAGAGGUUCUCUCUCAACAGCUACACGGAGAGUGGCUUCAGGACGCCCGUGUGCAGGAUCUGCUUCCAAGGACCAGAACAUGGGGAGCUGCUGAGCCCGUGUCGCUGCAGCGGGUCGGUUCGCUGCACCCACCAGCCAUGCCUCAUCAAGUGGAUCAGCGAGAGAGGUUCCUGGGCCUGCGAGCUCUGCUACUACAAAUAUCAGGUCAUUGCCAUCAGCACCAAGAACCCGUUACAGUGGCAGGCCAUCUCCCUGACUGUGAUAGAGAAAGUGCAGAUUGCAGCAGCCAUCCUGGGCUCCCUGUUCCUCAUGGCCAGCAUCUCUUGGCUGGUCUGGUCGUCUUUUAGCCCGUCGGCUCGCUGGCAACGCCAAGACCUGCUUUUCCAGAUAUGCUACGGCAUGUACGGCUUCAUGGACGUCGUGUGCAUCGCAUUAAUUGUCCACGAGGGACCGUCGGUGUUUCGCAUCUUCCACCGCUGGCAGGCCGUGAACCAGCAAUGGAAGGUUCUGAACUACGAUAAAUCUAUGGACAGUGACGACCUGAAGGAGGCCACUGUGGACAGGACUCUGUCUCAGCCCAGUCAGAGCUACCACACGGGGAUCGGAGUGUCCACCUCCACCUCCUCGCUUAUGGUCGUGGCCUCCACAGCCGCCGGCUCCACGUCUACGACUGUGGUGACGGCCGCAGGGGGAUUCGGACCGCACCUGGACCCCGAGAGCGGCACCGCGGUGCCAGACCAACACUGUCCCUACAACAUCCUCCACCUGCUCAGCCACCUGAGGCAGCCGGAGACCCGCAGCCAACCCAGCAAUAGCACAAGAGAGCUGGUGAUGAGAGUCACAACAGUCUGAGGAGUCCGUUGAGGCCUUAUCUCACAAAGAUUUCUGAACCAGCUGACAGUUAAAAAACAAGAACUAUAUUAACUGCACUGGACUGAUACCAAGUUCUUAUUUAUUUUUAAAAGCAUCUUUAAUGUCCUUACAUUGGUUGAAUAAA